GUAAUGCAUCACCUCAUACAGAAGGGCUGGCCUUCGAAGCGCCAAUGUUCACUUUCAUUCACCGUCGUUUAACCUCACCCUGCCCGUGGGGGUCUCUUCAAAAUGCACGUUAUUGUGCCUUCAUGGAAUGCUGCGUAUAAAUAAGUGUAUUUGAUUACCGUAAACGCAGUCUUGUAGCAUGCACCUGGCUAAGAGCGUUCACAAGCUCCCAUUACCUACAGGACGGCGUGCAUGCAUAUGCACAAGCAUGCAGGAACUAAGUUUUCACAGAGGUGGAUUGAUUUAAAGAUAUAGAAGAAGGCAGCGUUCUUUGCAAAAUUAUCUGUAAAUAGGUUAUCUCGAUAGCUUUUUUUUAAAAAUUAUUAUUUUCGUAUAAAAGCGUAUUAAAUGCCUGGCUAAUGAUAUUGUUGGCUCCGCAUGCGAACUUUUAAUUUGUGUCAGUUUACAUUUUUAUUGGACCACUGAAGUCCACUGGAGAGCCUCUCAUUAACUUCAUUUUAUUUGAAAUGCGAAUCAGAAGCGAGUUAUUUUUAAUUGUUCUCCAGGCACUGUAUGACGUCUCUACUGCGUCAGAUGGAGCAGCACCCUCGAAAACGGACCCACACAAUGCUAACCUCUGCUACUGGACUUCUGCAACACGCGGGCGCAUUCAUUACAGUUUCCUCCGCGAGUCAGCCGGGACACAAGCAAACGCGCUGCGUUUGUACCUCAGCACGUGGACAGAGAACCAGCGCCUGGUGGACUGUGUGAUAGUCGAUGAAUCCGCGGUUGUAGAGAGCUACCUUUCUCUCUGUCAUGAGAAGCGCGCCGGGAAUUUCCUCACAAACCCAGAAGAGCGCUUUAACAUCAGCCUGCUGCUGGAACCUGGCAACCCAUGCGUGGUUGGCUCGGUCCAGGGAUUCGAACCGCCUGGUCGCGUAAAGCGGGACCUGCAACCUGCUGAUCCUGGGCGCUCCUCACUUAGCAGUCCCACUGUGAGCACUGCGCCCGAGGUCCGGCGCCGGAAGAGAUCCUGGAUAUUUCCUGGGACACUCUGGUGUGGCACGGGCACGAAGGCAAACGCCUAUGAUGACAUCGGUUUGUUUGAGAACACGGACAGGUGCUGUCGGGAACAUGACCACUGCAAGAACACCAUCCCCUCCUUCACGGUCAACUACGGUGUCUUCAACCACAACCUGUUCACCGUGUCCCACUGCGACUGCGACCGCAGGUUCCGGCAUUGUCUGCAGGAGGUAAACAACACCAUUGCCCACAUGGUUGGCUACAGCUUCUUCAGCGUGCUGAAGGUCCCCUGCUUCGUCUUCACCCAGAAGAAGCACUGCACCCAGUUCAACUGGUGGGGGCUGUGUAAGUCUGUGGAGGUGGCCCCAUAUGCUCUCUUCCGCUAUCCAUCCCCGUACAACUCCACUCAGCUGGUGCAGGUGGACGAGGGGUCGGAGGUCACGGCCGUCCCAGAAUCCCCUGCUGUGACUUCCUCCUCGGCCUCCCGUCCCGCGGGCGCGGGCCGGAGGAACGGCACCACCCCCGCGGGGGGGGCCGAACCGUGCCGGCCGCGGGGCCGCGGACGCAAGACCUCCAAGGCCAGGGGGCGCUGUGGCCCCCGGGGUCCCGCGCGGGGGGACACCUUCCGAGCCACCCGAAAGCCGGGGCGUGGCGGGAAAGGGAGGAAAGGCGGCGCGAAGCCGCCAACCGCUGCUGCAGUACCGCAAACCACCACCAGCGCCACCACCUCUACCACCACCACCACCACCACUACUACCACCACCACCACUGCCAAGAGCACCACCACCACCCGCCCCACCACCACCACCACCGCCCCACCACCACCCGCCCCACCACCACCACCACCCGCACCACCACCCCCCCCACCACCACCAGCACCCCGUCAGGCUGUUGGGAAGAAUUCAGGGAAGAGUCGGGGCCCCAAAAAACGGCCGGGGGGCUCAAAAAACGCCCUCCCCACUGACCCGCCCCGGGCCCCCCCAAAACAGGCCAACAGCAACCUCCCCGCGCCCGUGGAGAGCUCCAGACACAAAGACAAACUACAGCUCUGUGACUGUUACAAACAGCUGGACGAGUGCGAGCACAAGAUCCUUCCGUACGAGGAGAAAUACGGCCUGCACAACAUGGAGCCCAAGAUCCUGUACCACUGUGCCUGCACGCGAGGGCUGUCCCACCAACUGCGUCAGCUGAACGAGUCCGGCAUUCUGCAGUCCCUGCUGCUGGACUUCGUGUCCCUGUCCUGCUUCAAAGGGCUGCACUUAGAGGACUGUCUGCGAAGGACACGCUGUCGGGCCGUUCUCUCCGAAUCCAAACACCUGAAGGAGACGCUGAGGAGGCUGGGGGUCUCCGAGGUGACCGGGGGUCCCGUGGGAUCCACCCCAAAAGUGAAAAGGCAGAACACGAGAAAAGCCAGAGGCAAAAGCAGCCCUGUCCGGCUGUACAAACGGUGUCUACGGAUGACGAGCAAAAGCAUGGCUUGAAUGACAGUCCUAGUGUCCUUGAAGUAAAAAUCUGAAGAACAGAUUUAAAGUGUAACAGCUCAGUAUCUCAGCAUCUUAUCCAUACACCAGAUGCAGUCUCUUAAACGUUAAUUUCAGGUAUGACUGAAAGGUUGUGUGUAUGUAAGUAGUUAUAUACUGCUUGAAAUAGCGUCAUUCUGUUACAGAUAUUCUGAAAUUAUUAUCCUUGCUUCUAGGUUUGGACUUGCGUUAGGAUUUUGUUGUAAAAGAUGCAUAUUUUACCUGAAAUCCCAUUUUUUAAAUUGUGUAUCUUUGCUUAAUUUCAAGAUUUUAUGAGACCAUUCCCAAGUUUCCAAGCAAUGUCUGCCAGAGAAUGAUACUUAAAUAUUCUCACAUACAGUAUGUAAAUACAUUCAACAUACAUACAUGUAAAUACAUCCAGCAUGCACACGUAUGUAAAUACUUUAGCCUAUGAAAUGUUUUUUUUGUUGUUGCAAAAUUGUAAAUUUCUAUUAUAAAUAAUACUGUAAACAGCACUUAAAUAGAAUAUAUUUCCUUUGGAAUUUAAUGUAUUUAAUUUAAUAUGUGUAUGAAAUGCUGUCUCUCGUUUAUGACCAUUUUGACACUGGAAUUGAUCAGAACUAAAUCUGAAUGUGAAAUACUUUUUGGUGCUGCUCAGUUGUUUCACUGCAUGACAAGUGAAACCUGGAUAGAUCAGAUUAUUUCUGUAAUUACUGAAUAUUUGGUGUUUGGACACUUUUCAAUAGGGCUUGGUGAUUUUUUUGUACUGAUAUUUCAAUCAAAAAAUCAGUUACCGUUAUUAAUUUGACUCUUUUUAAAAUUUUAAACAAACAUGAAUUAUAAUGUUUAAAAAAUAAAGCACUGCACAUAACAGUAUUGUUGUGGGAGGCUGAUCAUGGCAUCUUGUGAUGAAAUAGACUCAGAUUUAAAUAUUGGUGUGAUGUUGAUCGUGAUUGGCCCAGAAAGGAGAUUGAAUCUAAGAGCUUGGCAAACAUACAAUUUGAACGCACUUAUACAGAGCCAGUGAGUACUGAACUGAACCAAAGAAACGCCGAGCUCUGGACUGUCAAUAACGUGUCAAAUGCGUCCUCUGGUGGAACUGACGUGUACAACGUUAUAUCCACCAGAGGGCGCUAUAAUCAUUUUACAUGACGCUGAGCUCCUGAGAAGUUCUGGGAAGCCCGAUAUCGGUGCUGAAUUUGGGGCAGUGUAUAAACCAGUGUGGAACCCUUCUUAACGAUAA
Messenger RNA from Anguilla rostrata (American eel), 3726 nucleotides. RefSeq names its product group 3 secretory phospholipase A2-like. Lineage: Eukaryota; Metazoa; Chordata; Actinopteri; Anguilliformes; Anguillidae. Gene Ontology annotation, biological process: arachidonate secretion; phospholipid metabolic process. The record is from RefSeq and is a predicted model, not a curated record. Gene Ontology annotation, molecular function: A2-type glycerophospholipase activity.